ACAUCGCGGUAGAGAGAGAGAGAGGAAGGAGAGGGGAAGAGGACGACGGUGUUAAGUAAACCAUGGUUAGUUAAGAGAAACCCCCUCCCAACCAUGGCAGAGCGGGUCAGGUCUCAGACGCGUUAAGUUAAUGCUCUCUCGCACGUCGUUGCAGUGAAGCAGAAGGAGGACAGAGAAAGUUUAGACAGAGAGAGGCAGCGGCCGGAGAGAGGUUUUAAAGAGAGACAGGGAGGGUUUUCCUUUCUCUCUCUCGGCGGCUGUUUGGGGACAAAGAAUCUCUGUGUUUGUGUGUGUGUGUUCGUUCUGGGGCGGUUGGUUGGUUGCUCUGCCUCGAUUGGGGAAACCUCCUCCUCCUCCUCCUCUUGAGUCUCGGGCUCUGCUCUGUCGCUGGCCAAUGGCCUCCGGAUCUCUCUGCUGAAGCCUCCCGAGGUUUUUCACUCCGAGGCCCCUGGGGAGAAGAAGGCGCAGUCUCCUCUCCGGCGAGUUCGAUUGCUGGUUCGCUGUUCCUGAUCUCGAGUUCCGAUUCUUAUAUCUAGAGAUUUGAUAUAUUGGGAUGGCUCACUCGUUGUAGGAUUGAGCUGCUUCUGUUUCCUCCUUUGCCGCCUCGGCUUUGGGGCCUUGACUACUCUACAAACUGUUGGCGGGAUUGGUCAUGGGAUUUACUAAUUGAUGAUUGUUUCAGCAUUGUACAUUCUCUGCAUCCAGUCGUUGAUUGCCUUGCAGUGUGGUGUAUUCUUGGGUGUGAAGAAGCUUGCAUCCAUUGCUGCCUCAAUUGGUGGCCGCAAAAACCUGAGUUCUUCCUCUUCAGUUCAUGUCUCGUGAGCUUGAUAGCCCCGUCCAGACCCAGAUGGCUGUUGCAAUCUUUAAGAGUCCUUUAAGGGAGUACCGCGGGAGUAACAGACAUGAAGGGAGGCAAUUCACUGGGAGGAGAAGGGUUUUUGUGCAGACCGAAACGGGAUGUGUCCUGGAUAUGGAGCUAGACCGCAGUGACAAUGUUCAUACCGUGAAGAGGAGGUUGCAGGUUGCACUUAAUGUCCCGACUGAUGAAAGUUCAUUGUCGUUUGGGGAUUUGGUGCUGAAGAAUGAUCUCAGUGCGGUUCGCCACGAUUCCCCUCUCCUCCUUACACGGAAUUUAAUGCACAGAAGCUCAUCAACUCCAUGUCUUUCACCUACUGGGAGGGAUCUCCAGCAGAAAGAUAAGAGUGGUCUGAUAGAGAUAGUGGGCGAGUCAGAUCGCAUGUCAAAAGUGAAGCCCUUGGUGAAGGACACUGUCAAGGCAAUCAAGAUAGGGGUUGAUCCGAUUCCUGCCAAUGGUGGCCUUGGUGGAGCCUACUAUUUCAGGAACAGCAGGGGAGAUUGCAUUGCUAUUGUCAAGCCAACAGAUGAAGAACCGUUUGCACCAAACAACCCUAAAGGCUUUGUCGGGAAAGCACUGGGGCAACCUGGUUUGAAGCGAUCAGUGCGUGUUGGUGAAACUGGGGUGAGAGAGGUCGCAGCCUACCUUUUAGACUCUGAUCAUUUCGCCAAUGUGCCUCCAACAGCACUCGUGAAGAUUACUCAUUCAAUCUUCAAUAUCAAUGAUGGAGUGAAUCCAAGCAAUUCUUUCAAGAAGAAGUUGGUUAGCAAGAUUGCUUCUUUCCAGCAGUUCAUACCACAUGAUUUCGAUGCCAGUGACCAUGGAACCUCGAGCUUCCCUGUUGCUGCAGUGCAUCGCAUCGGGAUUUUAGAUAUUAGAAUCUUUAACACGGAUAGGCAUGCAGGAAACCUUCUCGUUAGGAAACUUGGUGGUUCAGGAAGGUUUGAUCAGGUGGAACUCAUUCCGAUCGAUCACGGUCUCUGCCUGCCAGAGACACUGGAAGACCCUUACUUUGAGUGGAUUCAUUGGCCUCAAGCUUCCAUUCCAUUUUCAGAGGAUGAACUCAAGUACAUAGAUGAGCUGAAUCCAGUCCGUGACUGUGAAAUGCUGCGAGCUGAGCUCCCAAUGAUUAGGGAGGCUUGUCUCCGGGUGCUGCAUCUGUGUACCAUUUUCCUCAAGGAAGCUGCUGUUUCUGGUCUCUGUCUCGCUGAAAUUGGUGAAAUGAUGAGUCGGGAAUUCCGUAGUGGGGAGGAGGAACCGAGUGAACUUGAGCUCGUAUGCAUUGAGGCAAGGAGGUCGAUUGCAGAGAGGGAACUUCUGUCCCCCAAGGCUGAUAUGGGAGAGGAAGAGUUCCUAUUUGAUAUUGACUAUGAGGAGUCAGAGUUAGACAGUUUUCCUAAAGUGGCCAUGGACGGCUAUAUGGACAGGGCACCUUUCCAUUUUGGUAUUGGCGGCUUUGGUGGGGGCCGUAAUCCGCUCUCAAAGCUGGACGAAGCAAUCGCGGAGGAAGGGGAGAGUGAGGAGGAGGAAGAAGCAGGCAAGAGGAAUGUCUAUGGUGGGUUCCAACCCCUUGAGAGGAUUCCUUCUGUGUCAAAACUCUCCUUGUCCUUGAAGAACACUACCUUAGGUAAGAAGACCCUGACUAUGAAUAAGUACCCGGGAGCAAAGCAGGAAGAGAGCUACAUGACUGACUCUUCAUCGGGGCACCGGAGCGCCAACGAGCAGCUGCCUGCAAGCGUGAGCUUCGUGCAGCUGGCCGACAUGAAUGAGGAGGAGUGGGGUCUCUUCCUCGAGAAAUUCCAGGAGCUGCUCUACCCGGCAUUUGCCAAUCGGAAAUCCAUCACCUUAGGGCAGAGGCAGAGGCAGAGGCUUGGGACUUCGUGCCAGUUUUGAGACUGACGCGGUAACCUCCUUGACGCUGGGUUUUGAAGUGACCGUAAGAAGUUAAAAAGUAGGUAUUGCGGGAGCAUGAGGAUUUGCUAGUCAUAGGUUUGAGGUUUAUGAGAUGUGCGGUUUGUUUGCGCGGGAAGGGUUGGUCGUCGAUUGACUUUGUCGGGAGGCAGUUGUAGGAAAGGAUCCUCAAUCAUCAAGGCAUGAAAUGAGAAGUGCUGUGUAAAUAUUCUUUGGCAGCAGUCAGCUAAGGGCAGAGCUGAGUAGAAAUUCACUUUGUAAUUUUUUCUUUCUUUUCAGGGUCUUGUUUGAAAUUUUUUUUUUUCCCUCCCCUCUCUUUUUCCAUUGUCUUUUGCUUCUUUCUUUUACCUCAUCAUGGGGCCAUGGUCAUGGGGUUGUCUGAUAAAUAAUUUGUAGAAUGGUAUUAAGCCGAAAAAAAGGAAAAGAGUUGAUGUA
Punica granatum (pomegranate) is the source of this 3202-nucleotide messenger RNA. NCBI's taxonomy places the organism in Eukaryota, Viridiplantae, Streptophyta, Magnoliopsida, Myrtales, Lythraceae. The record is from RefSeq and is a predicted model, not a curated record.